Messenger RNA from Trichosurus vulpecula (common brushtail), 1585 nucleotides. RefSeq names its product dimethylaniline monooxygenase [N-oxide-forming] 4-like. Gene Ontology annotation, molecular function: flavin adenine dinucleotide binding; NADP binding; N,N-dimethylaniline monooxygenase activity. The record is from RefSeq and is a predicted model, not a curated record. The coding region runs from base 322 to 1560 and encodes 412 amino acids. NCBI's taxonomy places the organism in Eukaryota, Metazoa, Chordata, Mammalia, Diprotodontia, Phalangeridae. The transcript has 8 exons.
ACCCUCCAAGUGGUUUAGGAAGUUUUAAAGCUGGUUGCCUGAACAGCUGAGGAAGACACCCUAUCUUUUGUGGAAGGGGGGUGGGGCAGGGGGUUUCUGCUCCUGCUGCUGCCUAUAGUCUGAUUUUAAAACCAGGCUGACCAGAAAGUACUUUGCCAAGAGUCUUCACUCCAUUCCUUUUUUUUUUUCUCUCAUUACCAAUAUGUGCCUGGCGUUUGAGGUUUUGAUUUUCACCUGACUUUUGCCUUUGAAUUUAAGAAAUCAGAGGUAAUACACAAUCAGAAUACAGAACACCGAAUACUGUAUGCCAAGAAGGAGACCAUGGUCAAGCGAGUAGCAAUAAUUGGAGCUGGUGUGAGUGGCCUGACCUCCAUCAAAGGUUGUUUGGAAGAGGGUUUGGAACCCACCUGCUUUGAGAGAAGUGAUGACAUUGGGGGAUUGUGGAAAUUUACUGAAACUACGGGACAUGGGAUGACCAAAGUCUACAAAUCGGUAGUGACUAAUAUCACCAAGGAGAUGUCAUGUUAUAGUGACUUCCCCUUCCCAGAAGAUUUUCCCAACUACAUGAAGCACACUAUGGUAAUGGAGUACCUUUAUUCCUAUGCCAAACACUUUGACCUUCUCAAAUACAUCCAUUUAAAGACCACUGUGAGCAGCGUAACAAAGCGCCAAGACUUUGCUGCCACUGGCCAAUGGGAUGUGGUGACAGAGACAGAUGGGAAGCACGACACAGCUGUCUUUGAUGCAGUCAUGAUCUGCACAGGACACUACCUGAAUCCCCGCUUGCCUUUGGAGUCUUUUCCUGGAAUCAACAAGUUUCAAGGACAGAUCCUACACAGUCAGGAAUACAGGAGUCCAGAAGGUUUUCAGGGUAAACGGGUCAUUGUGAUUGGUCUGGGGAAUACUGGCGGUGAUAUUGCAGUGGAACUCAGUCGUGUGGCAGAAAAAGUGUUUCUCAGUACUAGAAGUGGUGCCUGGGUCGAUAGCCGUCUUUCUGAUGAUGGCUACCCCACUCAUAUGAUUCAAGCAACAAGGUUUCUUCAUCUGGUUGCACGUUCCUUACCUUCAGCCAUCAUGAACUGGAUGGGGAAGAAGCACAUGCGUAAAUGGUUUAACCAUAAGAAUUAUGGAUUGAGUAUUCCAAAGGGGCGGCAACAAAAGAGAAUUGCAAAUGAUGAAUUGCCCAGCUAUAUCCUAUGUGGUGCUGUCACUAUGAAAAUCAAUGUGAAGGAGUUUACAGAAACGUCUGCCAUCUUUGAAGAUGGGACUGUGGAAGAGAACAUUGAUGUUAUAUUCUUUGCUACGGGAUACACAUACUCUCUUCCUUUCCUUGAAGAACCUAUGGAAAAAUUCUGUAAAAACAAGCUCUUCAUGUACAAAUUUAUCUUCCCCUCAAACCUGGAGAAGGCAACUCUGGCGCUCAUUGGCCAUCUUGGUUUGCAAGGUUCCAUCAUAGUUGGUACAGAGCUCCAGGCCCGCUGGGCCACAAGAGUAUUCAAAGGACUGUGUAAGAUCCCUCCAUCAAACAAAAUGAUGGCUGAGGCUACCAAGAAGGUAUAAUCAUAAUAACUGUAUUUAUAUUUAC